CACAUUAUUGGUCCAUUUUAUGCAACCAGAGUGCCACAUGAUUUUAUAGCAGACCUCUUACAAAGCCAGGCUACGCAGGGAGUUAACGCUUCUCUUCAAAUUUUGAGAAUUUGCAUUACCACAAACAUCGAGCAUGGCCAACAAAAUCACACCUCUUCUUUUCCGGGCACUGGUUGAGAUGUCUGAAGUACACUCUUCAAAAGUUGUACGAGGAAAUCCCAACAGAGCAAAUAUCAGACACCUGGGCAGCUGUGGGGUCCUGUCAGCACGGCGUGCCACCCUUCCCCUGUCCUCCCCCCUCCGGACCACACCCUCCCGCAGCUUCAUUAAUCUGGCUGCCUCCAUCACUGCCCGCAGGAUGGAGUACUCUGAGAGCCGCACACUAGG
Messenger RNA from Salvelinus sp. IW2-2015, 387 nucleotides. Its product is annotated as coenzyme Q-binding protein COQ10 homolog, mitochondrial. Lineage: Eukaryota; Metazoa; Chordata; Actinopteri; Salmoniformes; Salmonidae. The record is from RefSeq and is a predicted model, not a curated record.